AUGGAUCGCUACAUUCGCCGAAACAAGCCCCAUCAUGAGGCGGGGCAAUCGGACCCUGCAGAACAUCGAGCUUCAAAAAAGCCCCGUCUUGGGAAUGAUCAACGAGAUGACGAAGGGGCCAACGAGAGUCUCAACGUGUCUCCAACCUCGGACUCUUGGGACGAUGAACCAACAGUUCUGGGUGUCUAUGCCUCAGCAGAAGAGGUCAUCGAUGAGCCACCGGUGACAGUGGCAACCGCAUUCGAAAGCUCUCUGCCGACAGUUGCGACUGGCACAGAUACCAAUGACGAGUACGAAAUGCUUCGGGUGUCUCAAGCCGCCCAAGAUGACGAAGUUCCGUCAAAACACGAUGGCAAUCGGUGGACAAAGGGAAGGAGUUCGAUCUAUGUGGAUGCAUUCAACCUUGCAUUGGACACCGUCCUCAACGAGGAGUCGCAUCUCUUCGACGACAAAGAGAAGCAUGUCUUUGAGCAGUGGCGCUCAAUUGGUUAUGAAGCCCAAUAUAUGUUGGUUUCCCUUCCAGUCCUUCUCCUACAGCCCGAUAUCGACUCAGAAAUAGAGUUGCAGGAGUGGUCACUAGGCGAUUCGUUUACUUUCGCCGAUGACUCUGACUCCUAUAUUCAAACCGUCGAAGAAGCUGCUGCCCUUCUGAGCAUGGAUGAGUUGAAAAUUCUCGCUAAAGAAGCCAGAGUGCAAGGCAAGAACAAAGGGGACCUCCUGAAAGCCUUCUGUCGUGCCAGCGCUCAGCAAACAGGACUUCUGGCUCUUGGAAUCAAGCAAUUCGGUGCUAACGAUUCAAGCUCUGAUGGGGUCACAAUGAUGGACCAUCGCAACCGCAACGCCCACUUCCUGCAGAAAAUUCUCUCUAUAACUGGCCCUUUGAUCCGGCUAUCAGCGCCUGUUUUCAAGCUCUUCGAGCGCGUCCAUCUAGUCUUCUUCCGGUCUACAGAAUGGACCGAAAAGUCUCUCACGACAAUCCUCCUAGCCAAAAUGGCGAAGCGAAACUAUCCCGAGUAUAUUGUGUGCCGGUCAACCAAUAUCUUCCCCUCUCGACGUCAUCUCCUGGAUUUUGAGUUGUCGAUGAGGAAAGACUUCGAGGUUGACCAGGCUCUUGAAUCGCGUGGAUCAGGGGAAGAGGGAUUUCGAAAGGUUAUUUACAUCUUCGAGAGUAUCGCCUCACGCUGGCGAGAGUUGAUUCGAGAGGAGAAUUACCGUGAAAACCAUGUUUAUGAGUUUGGCGAGGGCGGUUAUCUACGGCGAUUCAGUCCCGGUCAUGCUUAUACCCGGAUUGCGCAUAAGGCUGCUCACGCCUUGGGUCGUCUGCACAAAUACUGGGAAGAGCAUCAACUCCUAACUGAACUCCUUAAUCAGCGGUUGUUUCACCUGGCCCGUCGCGGGGCCUGGUAUCAGCGGAAAGCGCUCUUAGAGGAACGGUAUAUGUGGGAGACAGACCCUGAUCCAGUAUCACCAGACCCUGAAGUACGCAAAAAGCAUUGGCAGCGGAUCGCCGUUACUACUUGCGAGACUGCCCUCGAGGAUCGUGACUGUCAUCUGAUCUACCAUUAUGACCUACAGAAGCGGUUGCUAAAGCUUGAGAAGAAGCUACGCAUUCCCCGCCGUCUACAACAUGAUUUUGGUCAUGUCAGACUUCAUGAGCCCGAAAUCCAUGUAGUUUACGGAAUCCAACUCGUUCGCAGAGAGCCUGACAUCAAAGACAAACCAAUUCGUACCUCUGGAAAAACGAUGUGGCUUGAUGAGCUUGGAGCGCCAGAUAAGAACGGCAACCCAUUACAUGUCAGGGUUGAGGAAAUGUGCUUAUCACACUACCGCAGCAAAGGUUGGAAAGGAUAUCACAGUGAGGGUGGUAUUUUGCGAACUCUGUUCGCGUACCUGUUCUUCGACAUCAUGUUUGUCUAUGUCCCAAACGUUUUCCAAACCGCCUGCCAGACAUGUCCGCUUGAUCUCUUUACGGACACCUUCUAUACGACUCGCGCAAGCCAGAUCAACCACCGACUGGUUGAAAUCUCCAAUGGGGAAGGUCCUCGAAUAGUUCGCGAAGUCCAUUCACGGGAGUACAAACGUCGCACCUGUGUCAUUGGAUUAAAUUGGGACUUCGAUAUUGACGAUCUAGUUGAACUGGUGAGUUGUUUCGACGGCGAAGCGCUUGCCGCUGUGUGUAAAGUCAUUGCACAGGAGUACAGGAGUCGUGUUAGUGGCGUUCCGGAUCUCAUCCUGUGGAGGCCAGCAACCGAUGGCAGCCCUAAGACGGGAGAAGUCAUGUUUGCGGAAGUAAAGAGCGCCAACGAUCGGCUCAGCGAUGCCCAGCGUUUAUGGAUCAACGUUCUCAUUGGAGCCGGCAUCCGGGUUGCGCUGUGCAAUGCCGUCGCCACUGAAGUCCACACAGUUAAAUAA
This is a messenger RNA of Thermochaetoides thermophila DSM 1495, 2412 nucleotides long. RefSeq lists its product as uncharacterized. Gene Ontology annotation, biological process: interstrand cross-link repair. Lineage: Eukaryota; Fungi; Ascomycota; Sordariomycetes; Sordariales; Chaetomiaceae. Gene Ontology annotation, cellular component: nucleus. The record is from RefSeq and is a predicted model, not a curated record. Bases 1 to 2412 code for a protein of 803 amino acids. The transcript has 2 exons. Gene Ontology annotation, molecular function: 5'-3' exonuclease activity; flap-structured DNA binding; 5'-flap endonuclease activity.